ACGUUUUCUCACAAUUUCCCAAAUUUCUAUUUUAUAUCUCACACACAGCGAUUUCUUCACGCAAUCUCUCACCCCACACCAAAUUCAAGGACGAAUUCAAUCACUUCUGUUUCUCUUGUAAAUCCUCGCCUACUUUGAUUGUGUUCAAUUUCCAGUAAAUUGUUCAUGUUGAUCUAAUUAUUGUUGUGAAUUUGAUCGGGUUUGGUCCUUGUGGAAUUGGGUUGUUAAUGGAUUCUUGGGUCUCAGUCUCACUGGUGAUCUGUUGGCCUGAGAAGUAGUCGUUAUAUAUUUAAUCAAGAAAUCUAUCACUUCAAGUUCUGUACUGCUGUCCAUUUGCUGCAUUAUUUAUCUCACAUUUUGGAGCAUUGUAAGAGUGGUUGCAUUGUGAUUUCUAUUAAAGUCAAGUAAAGAUUCAGUAUUUUUCAGUUGGUAACGCAAUAGAGAUCAGAAGCUCCAGUAGGGAACUUAUUUAGAGCUUUGCGUUUUGGUAAGUGUAUACCGAGUUCAAUGAUUCUUUAUAUUUUUUUAUCUUUUUCAAAUAAUGUGUUUUUAUUCGGGCUCUUCUUCUUGAUAUUUAAUUAUUCUGAUUUGACAUAAUCUUAAGUUGUUGAGAAUAAAGGUAUCACAGUUUUGGCAGUAAUAAUUUCAUAAACUGUUAACAGGAGCUGACAGUUCUUUUUUAUUAGACUUACUUUGUACUUUCUCUUAGAAACUUCAAACGUGUUUGGUUUUUCUUUGGUACAUUGUUAGCUAUAUAGACUUUGAGUAGUUUCUUAUUUUCCUCCUUGUCAAACUGAAUUUGACAGUUGUUCAAAAUGGUAUUAGUACUUGUGAUUCCUAAAGACAUAUUUUAGGGUGUAUGGGGAAGGGAUAAUGUGAAACAUUAUACCAAGGUUUGUACCAUAAAACAUUUGUACCCAAUAUAUGCUUCUAUUGUCUUAUGUGAUAAGAGGAAUAAAUUUCUGCUGUCUGCAACAUGACCAUAGUGUUUUCCCCCUUCUUAUGUAAUUGAUGAACAUUGAGUUAUGCAUGAUAGUUCUUGUGUCCUGAUAAAUUCAACUUGCUGAGUAAAUCGAACAGUGUAUGCAAGAUGGCUGGUGUGAAACGAAGAAUAGAAACUGAUUCAGAUAUUCGUGCUCUUUACAAAGAAUUGGAUGCGGUUACAUGCCCUAUCUGCAUGGACCAUCCACAUAAUGCAGUUCUCCUCCUUUGCAGCUCGCAUGAGAAGGGUUGCAGAUCUUAUAUUUGUGAUACAAGUUACAGGCAUUCAAAUUGCCUGGACCGUUUUAAAAAGCUGAGGGAAAAUACUAGGAACAGUCCAACUCUACCCAGUUCUUUACCUGUAAACCAUUCUGAUUCUCAUAAUAUUUCUGAUCUGAACAUCCCUUUGAGGACAGAGUCAAAUGAAGCUAAUGAAACUCACAAUCUGAUUGAAAGCAAUACUCUAAUAUCUGUUAAUUUACCUGGACCGCCACAAGGACAUAUUAUUCAAGAUCUAAAUAGGCCUUUAGAAGCACAAACAGAAGGUGUUCUGGAAGUGGCUGAUUCCGAGUCAUUUCAGGAAAGGGUUGAGCAUGAUGAGUUGGAUGGGGAGAAUUCACCAGAUUCAAAACUGAGCUUGAAAUGCCCUUUGUGCCGGGGAGCCAUUCUUGGAUGGGAGGUUGUAGAAGAUGUCAGAAAGUAUCUUAACCUGAAGAAGCGAAGUUGCUCUCGUGAAUCAUGCUCAUUUUCUGGUAACUACCAGGAGUUGCGCCGGCAUGCCAGGAGAGUUCACCCAACCACUCGACCCUCCGACAUUGACCCAUCUAGAGAACGAGCCUGGCAACACCUUGAGCACCAAAGAGAAUUUGGUGAUGUUGUGAGUGCUAUUCAUUCAGCCAUCCCAGGUGCUGUUGUGGUUGGGGACUAUGUUAUUGAAAAUGGAGAUAGGCUAGCAGGGGGAGGGGAAAGUGGUGCAGGUGAAGCUAAUGGACCUUGGUGGACUACUCUGUUUUUGUUUCAGAUGAUUGGCUCAGUUGACCGUGCUGGGGAACAAAGGGCUCGAUCAAGGGCUUGGACAAGACAUCGGCGUUCAGGUGCUUUAUCUGAACGCCGGUUUCUUUGGGGUGAGAAUUUGUUGGGUCUUCAGGAUGACGAGGUAGAUGAUGAGGAUGAUGAUGAUGAGAACUUGCCUAUACUAAAUCACAGAGAUUUGUCUCCGAUCCCCAGAAGGCGUAGGCGUUUGACACGUUCAAGGUCGGAUGAAGAUCGACCAUGAGAGGGGUCUUUUAUCUGUUACUGCAGUAACUGCUCGUCAGACGACCAACUGCUCUAAGAACUGCAGUUUGAGAACCCCAUCAGCUUGUUGGAACUUGGAAGAGCGUUGAAAAGGAUCAUGAUGAUCAUAGGGACAAUGGUGGUGCUAAUUUGAAGGGGAUUCUAUCGAGCCCAUGUUCUCUUUAUCGAUGGGAGAAAUGAGCUUAUGUUCUCUUCAAGCAGGCCAAGUCCUCUCUUUCAAGUAGGUAGAGGCUGCCGGCACAAGUUGAGCCUCCUCAUCUAUGGUUGAUGCAUUGUUCUUGCUAUUCUGCAUUUGUAUCAUAUAACUAUGUAAUUGAUAUCAGUUCAUCUCUUUGUUUGUUAAUAAAAUACUAUUAUGAUUGUUUGUGUUUAUUUUAUGCGAAUUGUUUGUGUUAAAAUGUAUAAAAGUUUAUGGAACAAUGAAA
Molecule: messenger RNA, 2702 nt
Organism: Prunus dulcis (almond)
Lineage: Eukaryota; Viridiplantae; Streptophyta; Magnoliopsida; Rosales; Rosaceae
Exons: 3
Coding region: 1091-2257 (388 amino acids)
Source: RefSeq, a predicted model, not a curated record